AUGGAACGCCAAAUAGAAAUCUUUGGCAUAAUACUGCGCGGCGGUCUGCAAAUAGAAUGGCCAGACGAUGUCUGGAGAGAAACUCUGAAUAGACCAUCUGGUUCCAAGAUCUUCGUUAAAGAAUGGGAUAUUUAUGAGGGUGAUAAAGAACGGUUAGGAUCAUGCCAAGUAUUUGAUGUAAUUACGGUUGGAUGGAUACCAUGCGUCUAUAAAAUAUGCAGAAAGGUUAAGGCCAACUAG
Molecule: messenger RNA, 240 nt
Organism: Dovyalis caffra
Lineage: Eukaryota; Viridiplantae; Streptophyta; Magnoliopsida; Malpighiales; Salicaceae
Source: the annotation of a GenBank genome assembly